CGGCGGCCGGGCCCGGGGCGGCGCUGUCCCCGCGGCCGUGCGACAGCGACCCGGCCACUCCCGGAGCGCAGUCCCCGAAGGAAGAUAAUGAAGAUAAUUCCAAUGAUGGGACCCAACCAUCCAAAAGGAGGCGAAUGGGCUCGGGAGACAGCUCCAGAAGCUGCGAGACUUCGAGCCAGGACCUUGGUUUCAGUUACUAUCCAGCUGAAAAUCUGAUAGAGUACAAAUGGCCGCCUGACGAAACCGGAGAAUAUUAUAUGCUUCAGGAGCAAGUCAGCGAGUACCUGGGUGUGACCUCCUUCAAGCGGAAAUAUCCAGAUUUAGAGAGACGAGAUUUGUCUCACAAGGAGAAGCUGUACCUGAGGGAGCUGAAUGUCAUCACAGAGACUCAGUGCACUUUAGGUUUGACAGCAUUGCGCAGUGAUGAAGUGAUUGACUUAAUGAUAAAAGAGUAUCCAGCCAAACAUGCUGAGUACUCUGUCAUUCUACAGGAGAAGGAACGUCAGCGAAUUACAGAUCAUUACAAAGAGUAUUCUCAAAUGCAACAACAGAACACUCAGAAAGUUGAAGCCAGCAAAGUGCCUGAGUACAUUAAGAAGGCUGCUAAAAAAGCAGCUGAGUUUAACAGCAACCUGAACCGGGAACGCAUGGAAGAAAGAAGAGCUUACUUUGACCUGCAGACCCACGUCAUCCAGGUUCCACAAGGGAAGUACAGAGUGUUGCCAACAGAGCGGACAAAGGUCAGUUCUUACCCCGUGGCGCUCAUCCCCGGACAGUUCCAGGAGUAUUACAAGAGGUACUCACCAGACGAGCUUCGGUAUUUGCCACUGAACACAGCGCUGUACGAGCCCCCCCUGGACCCCGAGCUCCCUGCCCUGGAUAGUGAUGGCGACUCGGAUGAUGGUGAAGAUGGUCGAGGUGAUGAGAAACGGAAAAAUAAAGGCACCUCGGACAGCUCCUCGGGCAACGUGUCUGAAGGGGAGAGUCCCCCUGACAGCCAGGAGGACGCCUUCCAGGGAAGACAGAAGUCAAGGGACAAGGCUGCCACUCCGAGAAAAGACGGCUCCAAGCGUUCUGUUCUGUCCAAGUCAGUUCCUGGGUACAAGCCAAAGGUCAUUCCAAAUGCUCUAUGUGGGAUUUGUCUGAAGGGUAAGGAGUCCAACAAGAAAGGAAAGGCUGAGUCACUUAUACACUGCUCCCAGUGUGAUAACAGUGGCCAUCCUUCUUGCCUGGACAUGACCAUGGAGCUUGUUUCUAUCAUUAAGACCUACCCAUGGCAGUGUAUGGAGUGUAAGACAUGCAUUGUAUGUGGACAGCCCCACCACGAAGAAGAAAUGAUGUUCUGUGAUGUGUGUGACAGAGGUUAUCAUACUUUUUGUGUGGGCCUUGGUGCUAUUCCAUCAGGUCGCUGGAUUUGUGACUGUUGUCAGCGAGCCCCCCCAACACCCAGGAAAGUGGGCAGAAGGGGGAAAAACAGCAAAGAGGGAUAAAAUCCUUUUUGGGGGCUCUAAUGCAUAUGCACUGAAGUGGAAUAUUUGGUGCUGAUUUAUUUAAAACAGCCUCAUUUUUAUGCCAAUAAAGGAUUUUUGAAAUUAACUCUGA
This is a messenger RNA of Marmota flaviventris (yellow-bellied marmot), 1602 nucleotides long. It is a transcript of the gene Phf10, whose product is annotated as PHD finger protein 10. The record is from RefSeq and is a predicted model, not a curated record. Lineage: Eukaryota; Metazoa; Chordata; Mammalia; Rodentia; Sciuridae. Gene Ontology annotation, cellular component: npBAF complex.